Messenger RNA from Hyphopichia burtonii NRRL Y-1933, 633 nucleotides. RefSeq names its product 4a-hydroxytetrahydrobiopterin dehydratase (gene PHHB). The coding region runs from base 24 to 485 and encodes 153 amino acids. The transcript has a single exon. The record is from RefSeq and is a predicted model, not a curated record. Gene Ontology annotation, molecular function: 4-alpha-hydroxytetrahydrobiopterin dehydratase activity. Lineage: Eukaryota; Fungi; Ascomycota; Pichiomycetes; Serinales; Debaryomycetaceae. Gene Ontology annotation, biological process: tetrahydrobiopterin biosynthetic process.
CUUUGUUUAGUCAACUGGUGGAUAUGUCUUUCAAACCUGGAAGAGUGGUGCCUCUCAAUGUUCUCAGUAACCAGAUAGUGAAGCUCAAUGAGCUCGGGUCCAAACAGUAUUGGCGUCUUCAAACGAAUAAGCUCGAUGAUUCCAAAACUGAGCAACGCCUAGAAGCUGACUAUAAAUUUAAAAGCUUUGCCAAAACAUGGGAAUUUCUCAACAUGGUUGCAUUGAAAGCAGCCACUUUGAAACAUCACCCCACAAUCAUCACAACUUAUAACAAAGUAAACCUUCAAAUAACAACGCACGACGUGGGCAACUUAAUAACCUACGAUGAUUUAAAGUUAGCAUCAGCAGUGCACGAUGAAUUCGUCGAUAAGUUUUCAAGUGCCAAAUCUAAAACUCCUACGACCACCGAAGGAGAACCUAAUAAUGGCUUGUCUAACGUGGAAAAGACCUCACAGUUAAUCGAUGACUUGAUAAAUAAACCAUAAGGUUUAGCAUACCUCAAUUACUCACUUUUGAGCUACUCCAAGCCAAAAUUUCGGCUUAGUUCAGUCUCAGUUCAUAUAUAAGUAGUACCCGGCUUCUACUUAGUUAUAUACUACUCUCAUUUAGGCAUACAUAGUAAUACAACGUUCC